CGCUGCGCUUUAGUAUCCAUGUUGUUUCCUAUAUUCUGUCUCGCUUAGUCGAGAAAAAAAAAAUAAUUAAACGUCAAACCAAAGAAGCUCUUUAUUGUAUACUACGUAUUAAUCAAAUAAAACCGAAUAAUUUAUUUUAUCAAACAAUAUUACUUGGACACUGUUUUAAAAUCAUACAUUUUAUUGCGCUCUAUACACCCGAGUAUAAAACAAUAAAUUAUACUUCAUUUUAAUACUCAGUUAAAAAAUAAAUAAAUUAGGUAUGAAGCCGAUCGGUUUACAUGUUGGAUUUAUAAUAAUUGCGCUAAAAUACAGUAUGUACAGUUUUAUUUUGUGGAGUUAUAUAAAGAACCGCAAGUCAGGGAUUUAAGUAAUUGAUCAAAAAGAUGUCAACAAUUAAAAUCCAUCAGCGUAAAAUAAAAAAAAUUGCGUGACGUAAUUGACGAGUCGUAAAUGAAAGCCAAACAAUAUUGUGUUGAAAAUUGAAAGGAGAGACGUCACAAUAAAUGACGAGUCAUAACACAAUAAAUUUCGAUUAAUUUGAUGUUUGAAAAUCAAUUAGUUCUUUGAAUUUAAAGAGUUUGAUACACUGGAGGUUAUGUUGUUUGUUAUGAAGUCAAUGAAUCAAUCACUGGUGAUUAAUUGAUGAAUCAACGGCUGUUUAUCCUCGAUAAUUUAUAUAUGCAAAUAUAUGGUGAUAUAUUUCAGUUAUUGGAACGAAGUGACAUGUAGAUUGUCAAGGAAUUAAAACCCCAGCAAUGUAUGGAGGUGGAGAACAAACGGUUUCUGAAGGGUGGAGAAAACCACUGGAUUUGGUGACCACUGUGAAUCCAAAUGUCAGUUCAACCAUGGUUGACGAUGAACAUUUUUGCAAGCUAGUUUUAUACAAAGAAAUUCAGGACUCAAGAGUAAGAAUAUGGGACUUAGCGAUAUUAGUACCCAAUCUAUUACUACUAUUAUUCAUAGCAGUACGAUUUAAUCGGGCCCGGCUUAAAUUAAGAGCAACUAGUAGCCCAAUAUUCUUAGCAUUCUAUGGACUCGUUAUUUGUAAUGUAGUAAUAUCAGUGAUAAGAUGCGUGGUAUCUAUGACAGUUGAUGCUGCUACUAACAUUGGUGGGAAAGCUGAUAAAGUAUUGUGGGUUACAGUGAGAUUUUUCUUGUUAUCAACUGAAAUGAGUGUCGUAAUUUUUGGAUUAGCAUUCGGACAUCUUGAUAGCCGAUCGAGUAUAAGAAGAGUCCUGUUUGCUACAUCUCUCAUAGCUUUAACUUUUACAAUAACUCAAGGCACUCUAGAAUUAGUUUUGCCAGAUGACACAUUCCAUAUUCCCAGUCGGGACUUUUAUGUAUUUGGUCAUGGCGGCAUGAUGUUUUGGUUUUGCAGUAGUCUUGUAUUCACUUUGAUAUAUUUUUUUAUCUUGAUACUUCCGUGGACAAGAUUACGAGAUAGACUAAACUUACCAACUCGUAAAAGUUUUUACGUUUAUGUUGGAAUAUUGACAACUUUAAAUUUGGUACAAUCCGUUGGAGCAGGCUUAUUAAAUUACACACAAAAUCUUGUGGGAUUAUGUGUGGUUGACAUAACAGCUGUCGUGUAUCUCACGCUAUUUACUCCCUUGGUUUAUCAUACCUUCUUGUCUGAAUUUUUUGGAGUUUCACAACCAUCUAUAUUGUUUUCAUACAAAGCUCAGGUAGAUGACGCAAUGGAAGAAGAUACAGUAUCACUGCCUUAUCAGCAGAGUUUUUCAUCACUAAAAACUGACAGUGACUACAUCUAUCAGGUCCAUACUCCAUAUAAUCACUUACCCUUGUAUGAGCCAUUCACUGCUAAAUUAUCUUCCCUAAAACAAAGAACUUCUUUGUACUCUUCAGCGAAAAAUAAUCAAAAACCUCUUGGUAAAAGUAGUUAUAGUUCCCAAAACGCAUUAGACAAUGUCCCUGAGAUGCAGAAUAGUAGAAAAGAAUGUAGUGUUCAUUCAAGCACACCCAAUUUUUCCAGUUGUAUGGAAUCUAGCCCGAAAGUUUUUGUCGGCACCAACACUCUUUACUUGGAUUUUGACAACCAAACCACACUUACACCUUCUAAUAUUGUGUGUUGUGCCUCUAGUAGCGAAUCUAAUUUGAUCCUAUCACCUGAUACUGCUGCUAAUGUUGAUCAUAAAUUAGAUAAUACUGAUAGUGAUAUAAAUACGUCUACGAAAUGUUGUAAGAGUGAUGAGACCGAUAAUCAAUCUUUGAAUGUUUGACAACAUUCGAUAUCGAUUAUCGAUAAAAAUCAAUUCACAAUUUUUUUAAAUUACAGAAUUUCAGUUCGAUAUUUAAAUUACCCGCUAAUCGGUCACGAUUAGGAAAUCUGGAAAAUACCUUAAUAGGUCUAGUCAUUUUAAUGGAGCUUUAAGCAUGGGAUUAUCGAAAAAUUUUGUUUCCAAUCGGAGUUUUUAAUCAGGGAAAUUUUAAUAAAAUUUUAUUAAAAAUUACUGAAACAAGUGAUAUUGUUCUCCAGAGUGUCGAGGUGUCCAACUGUCACCUAAAAUUUUUAGGAAAUUCUUACUAUAAAGUUCUCUGCGUGUCUUCUACCGUAGAAUCCUCUGCAGUGCGAUGAUAGGAGGGUUAAAGUAUCGACAAAACUAGAUCGAUAAGAUUUUUAUUCGGCUUUAAAGUCAAAGCUUUUUAGAAGUAGUUGAACAGUAACAAAAUAAGCAGAUAUAAAUAAAAAAACUUGUAUAUAAUGUGAUUUUUAUAGCAAAUUAGGUUCUAAAAUUUCCAAAUUAAAAUAAUUUAAGUGUACCAACCUUUAAUGUACAUAAAAUGCUAGCUGCAAUUCCCGGUGUUGCUCGGAUGGAAACAUAUGAUCAUGCAUUGAUAGCAGAAGGGAAUGGGUGGCUUUUUUGUUUUAAUUAAUAAUUUUUUCUAUUUUUAGUUCACUUAAUUACUCACAUUUUUUCAUACAACACUUGUUUGUAUACUAUACUCGGUCUUGUUGUUUAGGCUUAAUCAAUUUGAAGGUGACUCAACUCGUGAGCAUGCGAUGUAAAAUUGACAAUGCAGGAAACAUAAUUCCUUUAAAUUAAUACUAUGAUAUCGGGCGUUUUGCUUUGCGCCUUAUUGAUAGUCAUACUGUAAGCUACCUUUGCUGGAAAUUGAAGGAUAGUUCGGUCGAAAUUUAAGAUAUUUAUGGUCAGAAUACCGUUUUUCCGUUUCCUAAUGGAGAAAAUAUAAUAAACACUAUUGAAAAUUCAUUAGUGAUUACUCCGACUAGUGAAUCUUGCACGACAAGGUGUCGCCAACUUUCUGGAAAAAAAUAAUGAAAACUUUUGCCUUCAACUUUCUCAGAAAAUUGGCGCCCAACUGUCGAGAAAUUGUAGAAUAAAAACUUUUUCCUUUAACGUUCUCAAAACUGGCGCCCAUGUGUCGUCAAUGUAUGGAAUUCAAACUUUUUCCUUUAACUUCUCAAAAAAUUGGCGCCUAGUGGUAGUCAGCUUAUGGAAUGCAAACUUUGGUUUAAAUUUUCUCUGAAAAUUGGCGCCCAGUUGUCGUCAACUUGUGGAAUACUAACUUUUUCCUUCAACUUCUCAAAAUUGGCGCCCAUGUGUCGUCAAUGUAUGGACUUCAAACUUUUUCCUCUAACUUUCUCCAAAAAAUGGCGCCCAACGUCUGAGAAAGCUGGCGACUACUUGUAACCAACGGUCACAAAAGUGUCAAGUUGUCAACAAGUUAUCGUCAACUAGGUCGCGAAUAAUUGACACCAACUUUCUGACCGGAAACUCUGCAAUGCUUCGAAAGUUUUAAUUGAUAACUUUAACCCAACAUAAUUCUUUGAAAUGCGCUUUUUUAAAUUAUUUAAACUUUUUUUCAUCACUUAAGCGAUAAAAGUAUGCACGUCCGAGUUUCUCAUUUUUUAUUCCAUUUAUUCAGAAUGUUGAUUAUAUUACACGCAGUUGUGAAUGUUUUUCUUGGACCCAAAUGAUUUAAAUAAAAUGUUUUUAAAAUUUUAUUUUUAAAUAUAAUAUAAUUUUACAUAAAUUACAUGUUAUUA
Microplitis demolitor is the source of this 4033-nucleotide messenger RNA. Its product is annotated as transmembrane protein adipocyte-associated 1 homolog. The coding region runs from base 759 to 2243 and encodes 494 amino acids. The record is from RefSeq and is a predicted model, not a curated record. Gene Ontology annotation, cellular component: plasma membrane. Gene Ontology annotation, biological process: G protein-coupled receptor signaling pathway. The transcript is spliced from 6 exons. Gene Ontology annotation, molecular function: G protein-coupled receptor activity. Lineage: Eukaryota; Metazoa; Arthropoda; Insecta; Hymenoptera; Braconidae.